Episyrphus balteatus (marmalade hoverfly) is the source of this 983-nucleotide messenger RNA. Its product is annotated as homeobox protein ceh-12. Gene Ontology annotation, cellular component: nucleus. Gene Ontology annotation, biological process: regulation of transcription by RNA polymerase II. The transcript has a single exon. Gene Ontology annotation, molecular function: DNA-binding transcription factor activity, RNA polymerase II-specific; RNA polymerase II cis-regulatory region sequence-specific DNA binding. Bases 18 to 920 code for a protein of 300 amino acids. The record is from RefSeq and is a predicted model, not a curated record. NCBI's taxonomy places the organism in Eukaryota, Metazoa, Arthropoda, Insecta, Diptera, Syrphidae.
GUAUAUAAACUCCGAUCAUGUACCUCAACAGCAUCAGUUUCAAAUCGUCCUUUGCCGAUCGAACGUGGUUUAUACUUUUAUUUCUCAGUGAUUUUUGUGUUUUUAUUUCUUGCAAAAUGUCUCGAUCAUUCCUUAUGGAGUCCCUACUCAGUGAUAUACCUUUGAAAAAAGAAACUCUCAGUCCUCAUCAAGUUCCACCAUUACCAAUGCUCCCGUAUCCAGCUUGCUAUGUUGGAAGUUAUCUAUUUUCGUUGAGUAUUCAACAACAACAGCAGCAGCAACAACAACAGCAACAAGCCAUUCAUCAACAAGCCUUUCAAGCCCAGCAGAAUCCUCACAUGUUCCAUCCCUACGCAGCUGCAUCCUUAAUAGCCGCCAAACGGGAACGUGCCUCCUACGAGGAAUAUGUCUCACCGAAACGACGAAACAGCAGUUCUGGAUACACCACCGAUUUCUGCACUUCACCAACUUCAUCUACCAGUCAGGAUUUCCAAACAUUCGACGAUGUAUUUGUGCCGAAGAAAUCGAAGACAUCGCCGUCGGUAACACCUUCCAAGGCAACAACUAUCUCGCCAAAUAUUUCGGACUACGCCGAUUCCAGUAAAAGAAUAAGAACCGCCUUUACCAGCACCCAGCUUCUAGAACUUGAGCGCGAGUUCUCUUGCAAUGCCUAUUUGUCACGCUUGAGACGGAUCGAAAUUGCCAACCGGCUGAAAUUGUCAGAGAAGCAGGUGAAAAUUUGGUUCCAAAAUCGCAGAGUUAAGCAGAAGAAAGGUGGUUCCGAUAGUCCAACAUUUAAUUUCAAUGGCAAUUCACCGACGACAUCGGAAGGAGAAAGCAGAAAAAGUUGUUGUUGCCGAGGUCAGUCGCCAUCGUCUUCAAUCAGCUGCGCUGAAAACGCAUGUCAAAUGAAUUCGUAGAAAAAAAAUAAUUUGAACAGAAUUGUAAAUAAUUUUAUUAGAGAUAAGCAGAUGUUUUGAAAA